This is a messenger RNA of Haliotis rubra (blacklip abalone), 444 nucleotides long. Its product is annotated as SH3 and multiple ankyrin repeat domains protein 2-like. The record is from RefSeq and is a predicted model, not a curated record. Bases 137 to 385 code for a protein of 82 amino acids. Gene Ontology annotation, molecular function: protein binding. The transcript has 4 exons. NCBI's taxonomy places the organism in Eukaryota, Metazoa, Mollusca, Gastropoda, Lepetellida, Haliotidae.
GUGUCUGGAGGUAGAGGAUAUUGACAGUCUCCCUGUGUCUGGGGAGAGGACGGUGACAGUCUCCCUGUGUCUGGAGGUAGAGGAUGGUGACAGUCUCCUUGUCUGGGGAGAGAGGUGUGGGAAGAUCACUGACAGCAUGGAUGAAAUUCUUGAAGAACUCAACCUGUCGUCACUGAAAAAGAACUUUCAGGACAACAAGGUUGAUCCUACAGACGUGCUGUCUUUGACUGAGGAGGACUUUAGAAGUCUUGGCGUGCAGACAAUUGGGGAAAGAGCACGAUUAAGACAGAGGUGCAAGAAUUUAGUUUCCGGUGAGUUGGAGAGGUCCAAAGUCUGCUGCAUCACGAUCGACAACCAGGCGACUACAUAUCGGUUGGAAACAUAAAUCUCGAAGCAUGUACAUCCUGGUUAGUGCAGGCAAGGGUGGCGGUUCUCAGACUUUUG